AUGGGUCUUAGAGACACCAUAAAAGAAGAAAAUAAGUCAUCAAAUCAAAAUUGUGCACGAGCAAUGAUAUUCUUGCGUCAUCAUCUUGACGAGAUUCUGAAAAUCGAAUAUCUGAAAGUUAAGGAUCCACUUGUUUUGUGGAAAAACCUAAAAGAAAGAUUUGACCACUUGAAGAUGGUCAUACAUCCAAAGGCACGAUAUGAUUGGAUGCAACUAAGACUACAAGACUUUAAGUCUAUACAUGAGUGCAAUUCUACCAUGUCCAGAAUCACUUCUCAAUUGAAAUUAUGUGGAGAAACAGUUAUUGAGAUUGACAUGAUGGAAAAUACGCGUGGAAAAGGUCGCGGUCCUAAUCGUGAUCGUGGACAUGAUCGUGGACGUGGACGUGGUCGUAAUCGUGAUUAUGGUCAAGAACGUAAUUCUAUUCCUGGUAUUAAUCAUUCAUCAAAUAAAAAGGAAAAAAGAAAGGAUGAGAAACGUGAAGCAACUAGGGAAGGUUGUUUUCGAUGUGGUGGAAGAGGUCAUUAUGCACGUGAUUGUCGUACUCCCAAACACUUGGUUGAGCUUUAUCAAGAAUCACUAAAGAAGAAAGAGAAAAAUUCCGAGGUAAAUUUUGUCUCUGAAAAUCAAGUUGACAUCACGCACUUGGAUGUAGAAGAUUUCUUCGCACAUCCUGAAGGAAAGAUAAAUCACUUAAUUAGUGAUGGUUCUGUAAACAUGGAAGAGUGA
Molecule: messenger RNA, 729 nt
Organism: Solanum pennellii
Lineage: Eukaryota; Viridiplantae; Streptophyta; Magnoliopsida; Solanales; Solanaceae
Exons: 2
Coding region: 1-729 (242 amino acids)
Molecular function (GO): nucleic acid binding; zinc ion binding
Source: RefSeq, a predicted model, not a curated record